This is a messenger RNA of Cyclopterus lumpus (lumpfish), 2277 nucleotides long. Its product is annotated as vesicle-fusing ATPase. The transcript has 21 exons. Gene Ontology annotation, biological process: Golgi to plasma membrane protein transport; SNARE complex disassembly; intra-Golgi vesicle-mediated transport. Gene Ontology annotation, molecular function: ATP hydrolysis activity; ATP binding. Gene Ontology annotation, cellular component: Golgi stack. The record is from RefSeq and is a predicted model, not a curated record. Bases 1 to 2277 code for a protein of 758 amino acids. NCBI's taxonomy places the organism in Eukaryota, Metazoa, Chordata, Actinopteri, Perciformes, Cyclopteridae.
AUGCGCUUGACACCAUCGCUGGUGAUCUCCAUUAUGGUCGUAAUAUUUUUCAAGACCAUGCAAGCGGCGCGAUGCCCGACCGAUGAGCUGUCGCUGAGUAAUUGUGCCGUGGUGAACGAGAAGGAUCUGCAGUCAGGACAACAUGUGACGGUGAAGACCACACCCAACCACAAGUUUGUGUUCACAGUGACAACCCACCACACUGUGGCACCCGGGAGCAUCGCCUUCAGCCUGCCACAGAGGAAAUGGGCCGGCCUCUCCAUCGGCCAGGAAGUGGAAGUGGCCAACUACAACUUUGACAAGUCCAAGCAGUGCAUUGGCGCCAUGACAAUCGAAAUUGACUUCCUGCAGAAGAAGAGUACAGACUCCUCCCCCUACGACUCAGACAGGAUGGCCGCCGAGUUUAUCCAACAGUUCAACAACCAGGGCUUCUCUGUUACCCAGCAGUUUGUGUUUAGUUUCUGCGACAAGCUGUUUGGCUUGAUGGUGAAAGAUAUCGAGGCCAUGGAUGCCAGCAUCCUCAGAGGAGAACCGGCUUCUGGAAAGAAACAGAAGAUCGACAUCGGACUGAUGGUGGGCAACAGCCAGGUGAUUUUUGAGAAGGCGGAAAGUUCAUGCCUCACACUAGUUGGUAAGGCAAAGACCAAGGAGGCUCGACAGUCGAUCAUCAACCCAGAAUGGAACUUUGAGAAGAUGGGAAUCGGAGGUCUGGACAAGGAGUUCUCCGACAUUUUCCGCAGAGCCUUUGCUUCCCGAGUCUUCCCUCCAGACAUUGUGGAGCAAAUGGGGUGUAAGCACGUGAAGGGCAUCAUGCUGUUUGGUCCCCCUGGUUGUGGUAAGACACUGAUGGCCAGGCAGAUUGGCAAGAUGCUCAACGCCCGCGAGCCGAAGGUCGUCAACGGCCCCGAGAUCCUCAACAAGUACGUGGGAGAGUCUGAGGCCAACAUCCGCAAGCUGUUCGCCGACGCAGAGGAAGAGCAGAAGAGGCUGGGAGCCAACAGCGGCCUCCACAUCAUCAUCUUUGAUGAGCUGGAUGCCAUCUGCAAGCAGAGAGGCACGGGCGCCAGCAGCACGGGCGUGCACGACACCGUGGUCAACCAGCUGCUGUCCAAGAUUGACGGCGUGGAGCAACUUAACAACAUCCUGGUCAUCGGUAUGACCAACAGGCCUGACCUGAUAGACGAUGCCCUGAUGAGGCCUGGCAGGUUCGAGGUCAAGAUGGAAAUUAGUCUGCCGGAUGAGAAGGGGCGUGUCCAGAUCCUGACCAUCCACACCAACAAGAUGCGAGGCUACAACCUGCUCGCCCCCGAUGUCGACAUCAAGGAGCUGGCGGCCGACACCAAGAACUACAGCGGCGCGGAGCUGGAGGGGCUCGUCAGGGCCGCUCAGUCCACGGCCAUGAACCGGCACAUCAAGGCCACAUCUACGGUGGAAGUGGACAUGGAGAAGGCCGAGAAGCUGCAGGUCACCAGAAGCGACUUCAUGGGAUCUCUCGACAACGACAUAAAACCUGCGUUUGGUACGAACCAGGAGGACUACUCCAACUACAUCAUGAACGGCAUCAUCAAAUGGGGCGACCCUGUCACUCGUGUCCUUGGUGACGGAGAGCUGCUGGUGCAGCAGACCAAGAACAGUGAUCGCACACCACUGGUGGCUGUGCUACUGGAGGGCCCGCCCCACAGUGGAAAGACGGCCUUGGCAGCUCAGAUUGCAGAGGACUCGGAGUUCCCCUUCAUUAAGAUCUGCUCUCCAGACAAGAUGAUUGGACAUUCGGAAAUCUCCAAGUGCCAAGCUAUCAAAAAGGUCUUCGAUGACGCCUAUAAGUCACAGCUCAGCUGCGUAGUGGUGGAUGACAUUGAGCGUCUGCUUGACUACGUCCCCAUCGGGCCUCGUUUCUCCAACCUGGUGCUUCAGGCUCUGCUGGUGCUGCUGAAGAAAACUCCACCAAAGGGCCGGAAGCUGCUCAUCAUCGGCACCACGAGCAGGAAGGACGUUCUGCAGGAGAUGGAGAUGUUGGACGCCUUCAGCACCACCAUCCACAUCCCCAACAUCUCUACCGGGGAGCAACUCGUCGACGCUUUAGAGCUGCUGGGGAGCUUCACAGAUAAAGAGCGGGCCAGCAUCGCACAUCAGCUCAAAGGGAAGCGAGUGUGGAUCGGCAUCAAGAAGCUCCUCGUCCUCAUCGAGAUGUCACUGCAGAUGGACCCUGAAUACAGAGUGACCAAGUUCCUGUCUCUACUCAGAGACGAGGGGGCUGACCGCAGCUUCUACGAGUAG